AAGGCGCUAACCUCAUUCCACAGGUCAACAACAGUCCAUUUAAAACCAGUGGAGCGUGUAUAACACAUCCAUGCAAUUCAAUGAAAUGAAGCAGUUGGAGACCGUAAAGACAGGUUUACUUUUCACACAAAGCUGAUGGAAGUGGGAUACCUCCAAAGAGUCGCACCUUGAGCUGGGUGUGGAGAAACUAUAAAGGACUGUGGCUUCGUACUCUUAUAUAACUUAGUUACCUGAGUAAACCAACGCCACGAUGCUGACUUCUAUCCAGCUGAUGAUUUUGCUUUUUUGGACCAGCAUUAGCUCAGCUGAUGCAGAGAAACUCUUCCACAAUCGGGAUCAUUCUGAUGUGCAGACCCUUAAUCCUCACCAAGCUGAGGCGAUAUCAAACAAAUACGCAGCAGAGCUAUUUCUCUCGAGAUAUGGAUUCAUCGAGCCAGUGAACUGGGAGGAGGUGCAGUUUGAAGAUUCAGGCACCUCUUUUAACGACGACUUCUCGGGUGACCUUCAAGACGUGAUCCAGGAGGGAACCUCACAUCACUCACGGGACGCUCCUGAGGAUGACGACCACGACAGUCUAACGGAGAGUCGAGUGUUCAUCUCAGCUCUCCAAGAGUUCCAAAGGGUAUCGGGUCUGCCUGCCACAGGUGUGUUUGAUGAGGCCACCAAGGUGGCGAUGAACAAACCGAGGUGCGGGGUCCCUGACAAGGAGAUCGACCCGGGCGCCCCUGCAGCACCCGAGAACAGCAGCGCCUUCGAUACUGAAAGCAGUGCGAGUGACACUUUAAGCAACACCGACAGUAGCAACACGUUAAAUAAUAUAAGCGGCGACGCUUCUUCUUUUGUUACCGCUGACGCCCUCGAAGAUGACACAUUCAAUGUUAAUGACACAGAAAGUGUUCUCACAGGCAUUUCCAAUGACACCGGCACGAAUUACACAGACGGCUUGAGCUCAUACGAUCACAUUUUAAAUGACACUUCUCUAAACGGCUCGCACGACAUCAACAUGGACGGUCGAGUGGUCGAUAUCAGGGUGAACGGUCGUCAGAGCGAAGCAGUGCGACGGCGGAAACGCCAACUCGCCACUCUCGUGGCCAAAAGCAGGCACAGGAGAGAUCUGAGUGAAAGCGGUUACAUGGCCUUUUCCAAGAGGGUGUUGAAAUGGAGGCUGAUAGGAGAAGGAUACAGCAGUCAGCUGUCCGUUGAAGACCAGAGGUACAUCUUCAGGCUGGCCUUCAGGAUGUGGAGCGAGGUGUCUCCCCUGGAGUUUGUUGAGGAUAGGCGUUCUCCUCUGGAGGAUGUUGAUAUCAGGCUGGGCUUUGGCACAGGAAGGCAUCUGGGUUGCAACCAGAGGUUUGAUGGCACUGGUCAAGAAUUUGCUCACGCCUGGUUCCUGGGUGAUAUACACUUUGAUGACGACGAACAUUUCACCGGCCCCAAUGCUGGCAGCGGGAUCAGUCUCCUCAAAGUAGCAGUUCAUGAGAUCGGCCAUGUUCUGGGUCUCCCCCACAUCUACAGAGCUGGCUCUAUAAUGCAGCCCAGCUACCUGCCCCAGGAGUCCGGCUUUGAGAUGGACUGGAUGGACAGGAAGGCCAUACAGCAACUCUACGGGGGCUGUAAGGGCCGAUUCAACACAGCAUUCGACUGGAUCAGGAAGGAGAAGACGCCCUACGGGGAGGUGGUCAUCCGCUUCAACACCUAUUUCAUGAGAGACGGCUCAUACUGGCUGUAUGAGAACAGAAAUAACCGAACACGCUUCGGAGAUCCAGUUGCCCUGCAGGCUGGCUGGCGUGGAAUUCCCAUGAACGGAGUGGAUGCGUACGUGCACGUGUGGUCCCGGAAAAAAGAUGCAGUUUACUUCUUUAAAGGUGCUCAGUUCUGGAGGUACGACAAUGAGAAUGACCGGGCGUUCAGACAGGACCCUGAAGGUCACCGCUAUCCGAGGUUGAUCUCCGAAGGUUUCCCAGGCGUGUUCGGUCCCAUUGACACAGCCUUCUAUGACAGGAGGGACUCUCGCAUCUACUUCUUCAAAAACACUCUUGUGUAUGCAUUUGACGUGGAAGCCGACGGCUUGGCACGAGGCUUCCCCAAAAACAUCCGAGAGGUUUUCCCUCCAGUGGUGAGCGGAGACCAUCCAGAUGGCAACAUCGAUGCGUCAUACUUCUCCUACACCCACAACGCCGUCUUCCUCCUCAAGGGCGCGCGCUUCUGGCAGGUGUUGGGAAGCCGCGAUCGCUGGCGCCGGCCCUUUCUGCCACGAAAUGGCCUGCUGCCACACAAGGAGGUGGUCGAGCACUGGUUCGACAUCUGCAACGUUCAUCCCACUGCUCUCAAACUAAGCCGCUGAGGCUGCUGAGGCCGAGAUCCAUUAAAAAAAAAAAAAGUGUUUUUUAUUGUCAUAUAUACAUGAAAUUUGUCCUCUGCA
Molecule: messenger RNA, 2422 nt
Organism: Cyclopterus lumpus (lumpfish)
Lineage: Eukaryota; Metazoa; Chordata; Actinopteri; Perciformes; Cyclopteridae
Gene: mmp21
Product: matrix metallopeptidase 21
Exons: 7
Coding region: 251-2344 (697 amino acids)
Biological process (GO): collagen catabolic process; extracellular matrix organization; proteolysis
Cellular component (GO): extracellular matrix
Molecular function (GO): metalloendopeptidase activity; zinc ion binding
Source: RefSeq, a predicted model, not a curated record